CACGAGGUAAAGCCCGGGUUUAAGUUCUCCGGGAAAAUCACGGACGCCCCACGAUUUAUCCUGUAUCCAACUGUCAUUAGGCGAUUGUUCCGUGGUGAGAUCUGGCACACUCGCUGUUUUCUUGCACGUUGUAACGUUAGAUUACUCAGCCAAGAGCGCGCGUCGGGUCUAGACCUGGGGCGCCGCGCUGUCCUGGCCGUUACACACAGUCACACACGCACGUCGGAGCUUCCACGCCUGCUCUUAUUACACUGGAUAUUUUACAUGUGAAGCCGUCGGACUCCGGGGAAAGAGCCUGAGCAGUUAGCAACCAGAGGAGCGGCUGUGCGCGGCUGGAGGUGACGGAGGAUUUCGGAAAAGCUUGGAUUUCAUUCUCGAAGUGACUUUAGUUUUUCUUUCUUCUCUUUGGGAAACGGACAAGAGUUAUUUUGGAAGAGGAAAAGAAUAACUUCAUCUCGAAAUGGCGGCGGUUCUUACCUGUGAUGGACACUAUGGAAAAUGAACACAAUUGUACCGAGAGGAACAUGAAGGAACUUAAUAACAUGUCAUGAAUUUGUGCAAUAUUAGCAAGUACUGACUCUGGGAGAAGAUUGCACCCGAACACUGCAGAGACAGAGAAACGAUUCCAAUAUUGCUGUGACAACUCUCUACCCGCAGAAUGGACCUGAGAGAUUCGCCCGUCCUCAUGUUUACGGCCUCCACGCCCACGCCCACGCCCACCGACGAGUCCGACGCCCCCGCCUCCCCGCCCGUCCGCCCCGACGUGGCCCGCGAAGCCGCCAGGGCCACGGCGGGCCUCGACCUGCCGUCCCCCGUGGCGUCCAAGAAGCCCCGCUACACGGCUGUGCCCACCCAGUUCCAGCACCAGUUCACGCCCGUCCUCAACCAGUACCGGCAGCAGUUCACGCCCGCGCCGAAACCGUUCCAGGCGCAGCUCCCCGCCUCGGACUCCAGCUACAUGUGGCCGCCCGGGGUGCAUGCCCUGGCCGGCCUCGACGAGCUGCUCAUCUGCCCGAGUAAAGAAUCAGUGUUCAAAAUCAAAAACGCUGAGAAGGAGGUCCUGUUCACUGCUGAGACCGAAGACGAGGUCGAGUGCUGCUGGUGGACGGGUUCGAAGGAGACAACCAGCAUGUUCAUCGUGAAGAACACAGAUCACCAGGAAGUGUUCUACGUGAGGAGAACAUUCGAGCCCAAUGGUUGUUUCCUCACCAAUAGUAGCACAAGCAUCGACGUGACCUUCCCGUCGGAGGUGCCGGUGGGUCACGUGAUCACAGAGGGCCGAAAGUACGUGCUGACCAACCCUUCUGCAGACGUACUGCUGCGCGUGUGGAGGGACGGCCUCAUGUGUGGUCCCAGGCCAUACAAGAUCUACACCGACGACGGCGAGGAGGUCGGUUCCAUCGAAUGCCACAACUCGGCCAAGAACAGACUGGUGUUCCCAGCCGACCAACAAAUCAGGAACAAGGUGCUACUCCUGGGAACCGCACUCGACAUAAUCACUCGAUACAGGUGUCGGCGGCCGGAAACGCAAGCCUCCGCCGCCGUCAAGCUGUUCCCUCUGGAGAAGAUUACGCCAAAAGAGAUCCGAGAACGCGUCUUGAAAGUGUAG
Molecule: messenger RNA, 1609 nt
Organism: Penaeus chinensis
Lineage: Eukaryota; Metazoa; Arthropoda; Malacostraca; Decapoda; Penaeidae
Product: phospholipid scramblase 1-like
Exons: 6
Coding region: 659-1609 (316 amino acids)
Biological process (GO): plasma membrane phospholipid scrambling
Cellular component (GO): plasma membrane
Molecular function (GO): phospholipid scramblase activity
Source: RefSeq, a predicted model, not a curated record